CUUUAUUCUCACUGAUAUAUUGUCUACAUUUAACAGUAUAGAUAAUAUAAGAUGAUUCAGUCCGUAUAAUAUGGAAUUAAUUUGCCCUUAUGUAUCAUGAACGACUAGGAAGUUUCGUUUUGAUACGGUUGGCAUCAAUUGUGUGUUCAAAACUAGUUUACGGAUCCAACUUAUACAAGACUUAUGAUAUACGGUUUAUAACAAAAUUUUUGCGCGAGAACAAAGGGGUUUGUGUUUUACUGGAGAAGGGAGCAUGGAGGAAGAACAAUUCAAGAGGCGUCCUAAUGAGCUAUCACUAUCCCGUGUUAAGACAAUAAUGAAAAGCUCACCGGAUGCUGAAAAUGUGUCUCAGGAAUCUGUGUUCCUUGUAACAAAGGCAACAGAAUUGUUUAUUAAAUACAUGGUUCACGAAGCUUACAAAGGAAGUAGAAAUGCCAAAACCCUAGAGUACAAGCAUGUGUCAGAGUUGGUGCAGACCCGAGAGGAGCUAGCGUUUCUGAGGGAAAUCGUUCCCCGGAAAUGCACACUUAGUGAUAUAGAAGAGAGUCUAAGGCGAAGAGGACUAGAUAUGAAACGCCCUGGCAUUUCGUCUUCAUCAUCUGAUUUGUCACUGUAUUCUGACGAGGAGCUGAUACUGCCUUCAUCAGAGCCCAGAAACAGCAAAGCAGAUUCUUCCUCCCUGUUGAAGGGAACAAAAACAGCAUCUAGUCCUGAACUUUCAUGUGUAAAGCCUGGGUCUCUGUUACGGACUAAACCAUCGAUAUUGAAGUCAUCACUAGUAACAGAGGAGUUGAUAUCAAAAGAGUCAGAGACUUCAUCAGGUAUGGACAUGUCAUAUUCAAGUACAUCAGCAUCACCAACAAACUCUGCACAUGCACGCCCUGGUACGCCUUCCACAAUUACGUUGUCAUCGUCAUCAAGGGAAAUGAGUGUGGAAGGUUCUCCAUCCCCAUCAUUAAGUUUCCUGGAUCCUGGACCAUCUUCUGUCGCAGUUCCAACUUCACCAAUGAGUCUGGUGUCUGUCUCAUCAGGUUCACGGACACCAUCCCCAUCACCUUCUUAUUCAUCACUGUCCCCCGAUCUUCGUUCUGCAGUUAUUGCAGAAGGCAAGAUCGAUAUGGGCAUUGAAAGUGCAUCAUCAGAUUCAUCAAUAUAUGAAGUGGACCAAGAGUAGUUUUAAGGCUUGUUGAAUUUAUUUGCAGGAACAUAACAGUUUAAACAACUGCAUACAAUCAUCUUGGGAGCUACCUUACAAAUAUGAAGCAGGGAUUGCUCCAAAAUUCUGCUUGUUUGUUUUUUACAAGCAUUUGCUAUGAACUUGAGUGAAUUUUUUUUUGGAAUACAGUAUUAUCUGUUUUAAUGUACAUUUUAAGUGUAUUUGUAUCAAGAUGAAAUUUUUUUAUUCUUUUGUAUAAAGUAAAUUAGGUAAUGUCCCUCUUAAUGAAGCACCAUGCCUUGGAGGUAAAUAGGGAGUAGAGGUAUAACUGCAUAAAUUAUUAACCUUGGCACUACAUGGAGGUGAAGUAUUUCCUGAACAAAAUGUUAAAAGUAGAGUUACACAUCAUUUUUACUAUGCAGUCUGUUUUAAACCUAAAAUGUGACUGGGACAGUUGUUUUACCAAUGAACGUUUGCUGAUAAAAGCUGCAGUACACUUGUCUCAGAAAAGGAUUUUGGACGUUUGAUGAGUAUAAUUUCAAUUUAAAUUGAAUACAAAUGCCAAUUUUAUGUACCUGGUGUCUUAGGAUACAUCUGUGUAAUCGAUGUAACCAGUCUAUAUAAUUUUUUGUUGAAAAACCAUUUGCUCCUGAAUCUUCAAUGUAAAAUGAUGCAAAAUAAUGAUAGAUAUGAUGCUAUAACAGAUCUGACAAUGAUAUAAGUGUAUUAUAUAAAAUGUAAUAUUUUUAUAUAGUUUUGUAAUAAAAAUCAUUAAGUGCCAA
Molecule: messenger RNA, 1938 nt
Organism: Zootermopsis nevadensis
Lineage: Eukaryota; Metazoa; Arthropoda; Insecta; Blattodea; Termopsidae
Biological process (GO): DNA-templated DNA replication; chromatin remodeling
Cellular component (GO): nucleus; CHRAC
Molecular function (GO): protein heterodimerization activity
Source: RefSeq, a predicted model, not a curated record